AAAGCUGAAAAGAGCACGCCACAACAAUGGCCAGAGGUUUGAAGAAGCACUUGAAGAGGCUCAAUGCCCCGAAGCAUUGGAUGCUUGACAAACUAGGCGGUGCCUUUGCACCAAAGCCAUCUUCUGGGCCCCACAAGUCAAGGGAGUGCUUGCCACUUAUCCUUAUCCUGCGUAACAGGUUGAAGUAUGCUCUCACCUAUAGAGAAGUUAUUGCCAUCUUGAUGCAGCGCCAUGUUGAGGUUGAUGGCAAGGUUAGGACAGACAAGACAUAUCCAGCUGGUUUCAUGGAUGUUGUCUCCAUUCCGAAGACCAAUGAAAACUUCCGUCUUCUUUAUGAUACAAAAGGACGUUUCCGACUGCAAUCUAUCAGGGAUGAAGAAGCAAAGUUCAAGCUUUGCAAGGUUAGAUCUGUGCAAUUUGGACAGAAGGGCAUCCCUUGUCUCAACACCUAUGAUGGGCGCACCAUCCGUUAUCCUGAUCCAUUAAUCAGGGCAAAUGACACCAUCAAACUAGACUUGGAAACUAACAAGAUCACUGACUUCAUCAAGUUUGAUGUGGGUAACGUGGUCAUGGUGACUGGAGGAAGGAACAGAGGCCGUGUUGGCGUUAUCAAGAACAGGGAGAAGCAUAAGGGAAGUUUUGAGACCAUCCACGUUCAGGAUGCAACUGGUCAUGAAUUUGCCACUCGUAUGGGAAAUGUGUUCACGAUUGGCAAAGGUACAAAACCAUGGGUUUCUCUUCCCAAAGGCCGUGGUAUCAAGUUAUCUAUUAUUGAGGAGGCUAGAAAGAGGCUGGCUGCUCAACAUGAGGCAACUGCAUAAACUUGAUUACAUCAUGUUGUUGGACAACGUAGCUAUUAGAUUGUCUUUAAGGACAGCUCUGAUGCUGUGUUUAAGAAUACUUUAAUUUACAAGGCACCAAAACAAUUUUGAUUUUUGAAUUAGCGUUUAUGUGAUCUUCUGAGUGACAUGUUCUUUGUUUAAGCGCUCUCUCAUAUUGCGUUACAAGGCUUUGGCUGUUUGGAUGGUUUUUGUGAACUUUUUAUGUCAUGACAGAAGUAGGGGUUUUUAUCAGAAUGGUUUGUUUA
Molecule: messenger RNA, 1087 nt
Organism: Neltuma alba
Lineage: Eukaryota; Viridiplantae; Streptophyta; Magnoliopsida; Fabales; Fabaceae
Product: 40S ribosomal protein S4-3
Exons: 6
Coding region: 27-821 (264 amino acids)
Biological process (GO): translation
Cellular component (GO): ribosome; cytosolic small ribosomal subunit
Molecular function (GO): structural constituent of ribosome; RNA binding
Source: RefSeq, a predicted model, not a curated record